AUGGCGCCUAGAGUGCUUGUGCACUGUGUCCGCUCUGUCAGGUUAUUCCAGCACAGUGGAGUCAUAAAAUCCGCCAGUCAGGGAUCACUGACUCUGGUUCCAGCCCAGUGGACGGAGUUUUUACGGGUCCCCAGUCCUGUGCUGAAUCUGUGUCAGCGGUAUUGCGAUUCGCCGCCGCUAACCCUGCAGAGCAUCGAAGAGCACGUCAUGAACGUCCUCAAACUGUAUGACAAGAUCAAACCAGAGACGCUUCAGUCAUCAUCUCACUUUAUGAAGGAUUUGGGACUGGACAGUUUGGAUCAGGUGGAGAUCAUCAUGGCAAUGGAAGACGAGUUUGGAUUUGAGAUUCCAGAUGUAGAAGCAGAAAAGCUCAUGACUCCUGCAGAAGUUGUACAGUACAUCGCGAGUAAAAAGGACGUGAACUAAUCAGCAAGUCUCACUUUCCACGAAUCAAGAGCCUGGACCUGCCCCGUUUCUCUCCUGAACAUUUUUCUUUCUCUGUCAGCAGUUUUGUGUCAUGC
Molecule: messenger RNA, 521 nt
Organism: Neoarius graeffei (lesser salmon catfish)
Lineage: Eukaryota; Metazoa; Chordata; Actinopteri; Siluriformes; Ariidae
Gene: ndufab1b
Product: NADH:ubiquinone oxidoreductase subunit AB1b
Exons: 5
Coding region: 1-426 (141 amino acids)
Biological process (GO): fatty acid biosynthetic process
Cellular component (GO): mitochondrion
Molecular function (GO): acyl binding; acyl carrier activity
Source: RefSeq, a predicted model, not a curated record